AUGGCCUUUGAAGGCUCUGAUUCAGGAAAUCAAUCUAGUCAUUCCACUAAUUCAGUAACUGGCAAUGAGCUCAAGGCUGCUCCACAAAAUGGAGAUGCUGUGUCAACGUGGAAUGUGCCUUGUAGGAGAGUUGUUGUCAAGAAUUUUUUGGGCGUGUAUGAUGCCAAAAACCAGGCAUUGAAGGAGGAAUUGAGGUCACAUUCUAUUUGUUUGACAACAGACACAUGGACCUCCUGUCAGAAUAUCAAUUAUAUGGUUAUAACAGCACAUUUCAUAGAUGCUGCCAAGCAUAUGCACAAGAGGGUUCUGAACUUUUGUGUUAUACCUAACCAUAGUGGGAAUAACAUAGGAAAGAUUUUGGAAACUUGCUUGGUUGAAUGGAAUUUGGAUAGGGUAUUGACUGUAUCUGUAGAUAAUGCAUCAGCAAAGAAGGUAGCCAUAAAGUACCUUAAAAACAAAAUGAGUGGAUGGCCUAGGAAAACUUUGUUUGAUGGGAGGUUUAUGCAUGUGAGAUGCAUGGCUCAUAUUGUCAACAUAAUUGUGAGGGCUAGUCUGCAUAUAAUGGAUAGGUCAGUGGCUAGCAUUAGAAAUGAUGUUAGGUAUGUGAGGAGCAGUGGACAAAGAUAUGAUGCAUUUAAGCUAUGUGUUGAGAAAGAGAAGAUACCGUGUAAGAAAGUGUGUGUGUUAGAUGUGCCUACAAGGUGGAACUCCACCUUCAUUAUGCUAGACACAGCCCUAGAAUUGAAGAAGGCUUUCAAUAGAAUGGCAGAUGAGGAAGAUGCUAGAUACAGAAGUUAUUUAGAUGAAGAUGAAGAGCUUGAUGAUGAAAAUAAUCAAAAUAUAGAGGCUGAAACUCAAGUUAGGCAAAGGCAGGCUAGGAAGAGGGUAGGGCCCCCUGUGCAAGCUGAUUGGGAUAAAGCAAGUGUUUUUGUGAAGUUUCUGAAUGUUUUUUACGAUGUCAUAGUUAGUGUGAGUGCACAGCUUCACCCUACAGCAAACGAAGCCUUCCAUGACCUAGUCACAGUCAAGGCAGAGCUUGAUGAGCUGUUUUACAAGCCCAUAGAUAGUGAUUCAAGUGAGAGUGAGAAGGUUCUGUUUGGUAUGGCUAACAAAAUGAGGACCAAGUACAAGAAAUACUUCAGAUCGCUCGAUGAUAUCAAUGAGUUAUUUUUUGUUGCACUUGUCUUGGAUCCUAGGUAUAAACUGAAGAAUUUUUAUUAUGUGUGUGAAACAAUGCUUAACAUGGGAAGUGAAGAGAUUAAGAGGAGAUCAGAUGGAGUGAAACAACUUGUGUUGGACUUGUGUGAUCUAUAUGCAACUUCUAAUAGUGAUCAGAUUGCAUCAAAGAGAAAAAGAAGUGGAGGGGAAGGCCCUAGCAGCAGACCAACACCAAGUGUGCCCACAGGAGAGUUAACUGGGAAGAGGGCUGCUAUGCUAGACUUGUGGAACAAGUAG
Messenger RNA from Rosa chinensis, 1455 nucleotides. RefSeq names its product zinc finger BED domain-containing protein RICESLEEPER 2-like. The record is from RefSeq and is a predicted model, not a curated record. NCBI's taxonomy places the organism in Eukaryota, Viridiplantae, Streptophyta, Magnoliopsida, Rosales, Rosaceae. Bases 1 to 1455 code for a protein of 484 amino acids. The transcript is spliced from 2 exons. Gene Ontology annotation, molecular function: DNA binding.